UGGUCUACCAGGAGGCGGGAAAAGCGGUGGCGGGCGGGGCGUGACGCCGGUCUACCUGCGAUGCUCCGAAGGGGCGAUCUCGUGGUCCUACCCUCGCGGCGCCCUCCGCGUCCUGCUCCGGCUGGGCUCGACGGGGCGCGACUUCCGCGGGUGCAUCAAGGUGGCGCCCUCCUUCGCCGGCGCCCGGCUCUUCCUCGAGGGGCCCCGCUCCCUGACGCCCCUCUUCACCCCCGACGACGGCGCCGACCCCAGGCUCGUCCGCUGCUUCCACUCCUCCCACGCUCAGGCGGCCAUCUACGUCGAAUCUGAGGUCGGCGAGGGCCCCGUUAAGAUGUUCCCGAAACAAAUGGCUGCCUUCUCCUAUGACCUGGAGCCACUGUCCAAGCGGCAUCCGGGCGGAUCCGUCUAUGAUAUCACUGACGAUUGCAAACCUUGCUCCAACGAGGAAUUAACUCAAGCUUUUUGCUCAAGUGAUUUAGUUGUGAACGGUUGGAUCGGUCUAAUCGAGAACAAGUACGAGCUAGAGGUGUCCGAGAUGAGCGUGAGGGUGGCGAAGUACCUGCGGCGCUCCAUGGUGGACACCGACGAAGGGCACCCCCUGGAAGCGCCCCCUGACGUCACCGAGAGGAACUACCCGGCCCGAAGGGACCACCCCAACUCGAUCGACGGAGGAGAAGAGGACGAGAAAGUGCUGAUCCAAGUGGCGGCCCACUGCCGGAUAAAACCCUCCGACGGUGGCCAGUUCAUCUUCAUGGCCCGCAAAAGGCUGGGAGACUACAAGCUGGUCUGCGCGCCACGGCUGAGCGAGUGGAAGGCGCUCCUCACCUCCGAGGCCGUCAGGAACGGAGCUCACUGUGUUCUCCGCAGCUGAUAUCCUCCUCGCCCGAUCUCGCGGAACUUGUGAUAUUGUUGAGUCUUUCUUUUUGUUCUCUCGUUGAAAUUUAUGUUAUGCUUUUAAAUGGAAUCCCUCUCUCCCGGGGUUGCAAUUUUCCAUGAAGAAUGAAGACUUUAAAUGAACUGCGUUUAGCCGAAAGGAACCAAGCCACAUCAGCUAUUGCCAAAUCUAACCGGGUAAUUUAAUUUUUUAUAAGAGAAGGUUUGUGCGGUUCUUUUGACAUUUCUAAGGAAUUUGCUUCGUGCUGGACAGAAGAUUCGCCAAAAUUUGCACGAAAGUCCGCACAACCGUUUUUUUUUU
Molecule: messenger RNA, 1195 nt
Organism: Bemisia tabaci
Lineage: Eukaryota; Metazoa; Arthropoda; Insecta; Hemiptera; Aleyrodidae
Source: RefSeq, a predicted model, not a curated record